Molecule: messenger RNA, 926 nt
Organism: Neurospora crassa OR74A
Lineage: Eukaryota; Fungi; Ascomycota; Sordariomycetes; Sordariales; Sordariaceae
Exons: 3
Coding region: 72-740 (222 amino acids)
Source: RefSeq, a predicted model, not a curated record
GUGACAUCAACUAACUUUUGACGCCAUCACCAACCUUUUCAUUCUCGAUAUCAGAUUCAAUACAGCCAGUCAUGAUGCUUACUACAAGAUUUCGUGUAGUUCCUACGCUACGAAGCGCAGUCAGGUCAUUCACGACCUUGCCGUCCAACCCAAACAUUAAAGUCUUUCCCCACCCAAACGACCCAAAAAGCUACAUCCUCUCCCUCCUCCCCACGACCCCUCCCCCACCCACCCUCUCCAUCGGCACCACCACCGCCCUACCCCCAACUCCCCAGUCCUUCACCACCAACCCCCACUUUCUUUCCAUCCUCAACUCCGUCCUCGCCGAACACGCCUACUCCGACCCCGGUCUUCAAUCACAAGCCCAAGCCUUUGCUUCCCCAGCCGGUUUCUCCUUCCUUCCUCGUCCUGGCUCGAGAAAGGUAGGCAAAAAGGGCAGCGACACGGGCGCCGGCGGGGCGUCAGCGGAGGGAGGCGCGGGAGGCGCGGGCAGGGGAGGAUGGGUGCACUUGAGUGAUGAGAGGACGCCAGUGGAUUUCGGAAGGAUUGCGUGGCCCGAGGAUAUCUUUGGGAGCGUGGAGGUGGAUGGGCAGGGAAAGAUGAUCGAGGGGACGUUCCAGGGGAGUGGGACUUAUCGGGUUGUUACGAAUCAGGGCAUCUUGGGACUAAGUCCGUUUUUGAUGGAGAGGUUGGUUGCGAGGUUCAAGGAGGAGGAGGCGAAAGAGAAGCAGAAAGCUUGAGAGGAGAUGUUUGGGGUUUGAAGGAUGUGGGUGGUGAGAGCGGAUGUACAAUAGGUGAGCGGUCCGUUUGAUGUGUCGCUACACUUCAUGCUGUUGUCCAAAAUAAAGGGGAGACGUACGUCUUGGGGUUCGAUUCGUCAAUGAGUAAUGUCCUAAAUUUUCAAACAAUUUACUGGGAGAUCUGAC